Bradysia coprophila is the source of this 1856-nucleotide messenger RNA. RefSeq names its product mitochondrial import receptor subunit TOM70-like. Lineage: Eukaryota; Metazoa; Arthropoda; Insecta; Diptera; Sciaridae. Gene Ontology annotation, molecular function: protein binding; transmembrane protein transporter activity. Gene Ontology annotation, biological process: protein insertion into mitochondrial inner membrane; protein import into mitochondrial matrix. Gene Ontology annotation, cellular component: mitochondrial outer membrane. The record is from RefSeq and is a predicted model, not a curated record.
UUUCUCAUUUGGAAGGAAAAUCUGAUUGUAACCUCUGUACGACUUUCCAGCUGCAACAAUACAGGAUCUACCAUCAUAAGUUCAUUUGUAAUUUGUUCACUAGACAUUCGACGUUCGUCUACGUUAUUUUUCUUGUGUUAUCAUUCCAUAUAAAAAAUGGAAAAUUUAAAUGAAGCUCUGAAAGAGAAAUCGGUUCAUGCCGACAAAUCGGUUUUUUUGUGUUCCUGCCGAACGAUCUAAAUCAAAUCAAUCCAAAUGAUCGUGUAAAAGAUAAUGAAAGUUUCAAUAACGCGAUUGCGGCCAAAAACGAUGGAAAUAUGAAAUUCCAGAAUAAACAAUACGCAGCGGCCAUUCGAAUGUAUGAUGAUGCCAUCGAAAAAUUCGAAAAUAUUGAACGGUCGUACAACCUUGAAUUGGCUGUAUGUUAUCAAAAUCGUGCUGCUGCUAGAAUGCACCUCAAAGAUCCAAAUGGAUCUAUUUCGGAUGCUGACAAGGCGAUUGAGUUAAACGAGCACUAUUCGAAAGCAUAUUAUCGACGAGCCACAGCUUACAAUGCUGAGAGAAAAUAUUUCCGUGCCCUUCAGGACACUGUGCAGGCCUGCAUUUUGGAAAGAUUCCAAAAUAAAACGUACACAGACAUGGUAUGUUUUCUGUUGACUCGAAUUGACGAACAUCCAACGGAAAUGCAAUGGAAAAUGGCGUACCUUGAAAUGGAAGCUGAGGAGUUGUCCUGUGAGCAUUGCAUCCAAACUCAACUCAAGUUUAUCAAGAAUAUUGGAAUUCUUGAUCUCAUAAGUGUUCCGAUACCGAAUAACGAAACACACAUUGGCUACAUUAAAGCAAUGGCAGGCUUGAAGGAGUUGAACAUAGACAAAAUCAUGGCCGGCUGCAUAGAAGAGGAAGCUAUGAAAGGAAACCAUUUAGCACAAAGUUUCAUUUUGAGAGCAUACAUGAAUACAGUAGCUAAAACGUCACCAUCGAACACGAAGCGUGAAUAUCCAAAAGAUUUGCGUCGGAUGAACGAGCUCAUUUUGGAUGAAAAUACCUCAGAAAACAUAAAGUUCAACGCACUUUUAUGCCGUGCGAACAUGUACAACCGUAAAGGCGAUUUUGAAGAAGCUAGCGCUGAAUUAAAGCCAUUGGAGAAGAAGUAUAAAAACAAUCCCUUGGUCUACAUAAUUAAAAGUGGAGCACUGCUGCAACUCUCGCAAAGCAAUCCAAAAUUUUUGAAAGAAUUGAACAAUUGCUGCACCCUCCUUCCCAACGUGUACGAACUGCAUUUGCAGCUAACUUUGGCUGAAAUAUCGAAUCCCCUCAACAAACUCUUUCGGUGUCAUAAACCCAAUUGCAAGAAUGGAACAGUUAAUGAACCGUUUUCCGAAUGAGAUCGAACCGCGAAUGUGUCUGGCUGUCAUUUACGCUAAAUCAAACGAAACGCAGAAAGCUAAGAAGUUGUUGAAGAAGGCUGAAAGAGAAAUACCAAAUCGUAUGGCUGAGAUGAGUUCCGUCUAUGGUAUGUUAAAGCCCACACACUCAUCCUGUGUAGCAUAUUUUAAGCGAUCGCUUGAACUCAACAAAGACGAUCCGUGCUCAUUGGAAGGCCUUCUGGAUUAUUACAGCUCAACUACGUAUGAAUACGGAAAAGCCGUUGAAGUGGCUACUAAAGCAUUGUACUCGUUUUUGCAACGUUCCGACUUUCAGGAAAUGUUUGAACGUCGUCAAAAUUUGCUCAGAAAAAUUGUUCGCCAAGAUUAUUGGCAUCGGCUGUGAGUGGUCGAUGUUGACUCAAAAUAUUUUUUUCCUUCAAAUUCUGUCGAAUUUUCUUUCUUUUUUUUAGUUUUUUAUUUGAAAAAAAA